Dictyostelium discoideum AX4 is the source of this 207-nucleotide messenger RNA. RefSeq lists its product as hypothetical. The coding region runs from base 1 to 207 and encodes 68 amino acids. The record is from RefSeq and is a predicted model, not a curated record. The transcript has a single exon. NCBI's taxonomy places the organism in Eukaryota, Evosea, Eumycetozoa, Dictyosteliales, Dictyosteliaceae.
AUGUUUAGCGUUUACAUUGUAUCAUUUGCUCAAGCAUUAGGUGUAAACAUUGCAGCUUUACCAAUCAUUUUAUUCUAUCAGGUGUUCAAAUUCCACCCCCAUGUUGGUUGGGAUUAUAAUCAUCGUUGUAGAAUUUUUGGUUUUAUAGUUGCUAAUUGGGGUAGUUCAAUUUUAGCUAUUUUAUUCUUUGUUUAUUUAACUCAAUAA